Messenger RNA from Xyrauchen texanus (razorback sucker), 3177 nucleotides. RefSeq names its product DET1 homolog. Gene Ontology annotation, biological process: positive regulation of proteasomal ubiquitin-dependent protein catabolic process; protein ubiquitination. Gene Ontology annotation, cellular component: cullin-RING ubiquitin ligase complex; nucleus. Bases 326 to 2005 code for a protein of 559 amino acids. The record is from RefSeq and is a predicted model, not a curated record. Gene Ontology annotation, molecular function: ubiquitin protein ligase binding; ubiquitin-like ligase-substrate adaptor activity. NCBI's taxonomy places the organism in Eukaryota, Metazoa, Chordata, Actinopteri, Cypriniformes, Catostomidae. The transcript has 6 exons.
AGUGCAGUUGCGUUUUCUCUCCGCUCCUAAAGGGGGCGCGCUGAUGCUUUUUGUGCUUCAGGCCAACUUUAUAUUUGCAGCGCUGGCUCAUGCGAUCUCGGCUACUUCCGCCGGUCAGACAGCUCCUAGCAGAUUUAAACUGAAGAACAACACAAUAAAGUGUGUUAUAGGUCCUUUUUCCAAGUUUUUUUUUAAUGUUUUAUUUUAUGUAGGGUUUUGGUUGUGUGUUGGCCAUGUUUGUCUUAGAGAGAGUUAGACCUGCACACAUGUUAGCAUGAGAAGUGUUUAAAUCCAAAAGCAGUGGUAAUGAUGUAAUGUAUGUAUUAUGGCUGCUCACAACAACACAACAUCAGAAGAUGAUUUCCCAACUUUGAAGCCCAGACGCAUCCAGAACCAGAAUGUUGUCCACCGACUAGAGAGACGUCGGAUCUAUUCGGGUGCCCCUGGAGCUCACUGGUACCGUGUGCGCUGCUUCCACCAGAACCUCUUCCCCAACUUCACUGUGGUGAAUGUAGAGAAGCCUCCCUGCUUCCUGCGCAAGUUCUCCCCUGAUGGACGGUGUUUCAUUGCCUUCUCCUCUGAUCAGACUUCCCUGGAGAUCUACGAGUACCAGGGAUGCCAAGCAGCAGAAGACCUUCUCCAAGUCCAGGAGGGCGAAACCCUGGCUAAUGGGAAUGACCAGCGGUCCCUCAACAUCAGAGGCAGGCUAUUUGAACGUUUCUUCUCUCUUCUCCAUGUCACCAAUGUGGCCUCCAACGGUGAACACUUGAACAGAGAGUGCAGUCUGUUUACAGACGACUGCCGUUAUGUGAUUGUUGGCUCUGCUGCCUACUUGCCCGAAGAACCUCAUCCGCACUUUUUUGAGGUGUAUCGCAACAAUGAGUCGGUGACACCGAAUCCACGCUCUCCUCUUGAAGACUACUCUCUACACAUUAUAGACCUGCACACGGGCCGACUGUGUGAUACACGCACCUUUAAGUGUGACAAGAUCAUUCUCUCACACAAUCAGGGUCUCUACCUGUACAGAAAUAUACUUGCUGUGCUCUCUGUGCAGCAGCAGACCAUACAUGUCUUUCAGGUGACACCAGAAGGAACAUUCCUUGACGUCCGCACCAUAGGACGUUUUUGUUAUGAGGAUGACCUCCUGACUCUGUCUGCGGUUUACUCUGAGGCCCAGGCUGAAGGCCAGCCCGGUUUCUCUCGCCUGUAUAAAGAGAAAACCAUCAACUCCCUGAAGCACCGACUGCUUGUGUACCUCUGGAGGAGGGCAGAGCAGGACGGCAGUGCCAUGGCUAAGCGGCGGUUCUUUCAGUUCUUCGAUCAGCUCAGGCAACUGCGCAUGUGGAAGAUGCAACUCCUGGAUGAACACCACCUCUUUAUUAAGUACACUAGCGAAGACGUGGUCACACUGAGGGUCACUGACCCCUCGCAGCCUUCAUUCUUUGUGGUUUACAACAUGCUGACGACUGAAGUGAUUGCGGUUUUCGAGAACACUUCAGAUAAACUUCUGGAGCUUUUCGAGAACUUCUGUGACCUCUUCCGAAACGCCACUCUCCACAGCGAGGCUGUGCAGUUCCCGUGUUCUGCUUCCAGCAACAAUUUUGCUCGUCAAGUGCAACGCAGGUUCAAAGACACCAUAGUGAAUGCCAAAUAUGGAGGGCACACAGAGGCGGUCAGGAGGCUUCUUGGACAGCUUCCCAUCAGUGCCCAGUCAUACAGCAGCAGUCCAUAUCUGGACCUCUCCCUCUUCAGCUACGAUGACAAGUGGGUGUCUGUAAUGGAACGGCCGAAGACCUGCGGUGAUCAUCCCAUACGUUUCUACGCGAGGGACUCGGGGUUGCUGAAAUUUAAGAUCCAGGCAGGCCUGCUGGGCAGACCCAUUAACCACGCAGUCAGAAGACUGGUAGCAUUCACUUUCCAUCCAUUUGAGCCCUUUGCCAUCUCCGUGCAGCGCACCAAUGCCGAAUACGUUGUCAACUUCCACAUGCGCCAUGGAUGUGUAUGAUUAUUAUGUGCGAGCGAAAUAAAUCGGUGACACUUUUUGUCAGAUAGAGAAGAUGCAUGGAGCCAAAUGUUUGUGCAUUUUGAAAUUGAUUUUUUCUUUUUAUACUUAUCUUUUUUAGAAUAAAGUUUUAUUUAAAACAGAUGUCUUUUAUGCAGUUACACUAAACUAUGUAUAUAUAUAUUUGGAUAUUUUAUAAUCUUUUUUACUAAUUUGCAAUGUGCAAAUGAAUAUGGGUUUUGUAGGACAAUAUUGUAGUGUCUAUUAGAAUUUAGAUUGUUUGCGUGGUUUUUAAACGUAUUCUCACUGAGAGUGAAAUAUAUGAUUUUAGUCACACUAGUCCGACAUAUUUUACCCCCUAUAUUUAGUUUGCUUAUAAAUAAAGACAACAAAGAUAUUCAUAGUUCACAUUCAUCUAAUAUCAUUUUUUAAAUUGCUGAAAAAGUAUAGAAUAUGCUAAUGCAUCCUUUUAGCAGGUUUUACCCUCACAAGUUUAAUGAAAUAGUGUAGCUUCCAUUACCCAAGCUGCUCCCACAUAGUCGAUCAGCAUUAACCAAAAACAGAGGUGGGUUCGCACCACAAUCGUCAACAUCGCAAACCACUUAAUGCUACAGUAAUAACAACAAAAACUAAUUCUGAAAUUGAUUCAUUAGACCCAGUUUACUAAGUCAGAGGCUUCCCUUUGGGAAUAGGAUUGUUCAGUUGAUAGAGCAGAGGUUGAAGAAAAUGAAUCUGUUUAAACAACCACUUCAGCACUGAUUGAAGGACAAUUAUCGAAACUGGAGAAUGCAACACCUUUGAAAAACAGCAUUUUUGAACUAACAUGCAGAGGGUGUCGGUGGGUAAAGAGCAUGUCAAAUCUCUCCCCACCAGUCAUAAAGCUUUCUUUUCUUGAAGUUCUGCAGUGUGCCAUUUUUUAAGUGGACCCCUAAGUGCAACUACUGUAAGUGUAAUCAUUCUCUCAGGCAGAAUGAAUACGAAUCCCUGAUGUCCCGCUAGUUACUGACAGAAAUUUCCCCUGUCCACCAAGAUGACCGCGUUCUUGUAGGUGCUCGAGGCGCGGUUGUGCACAGGGCCCCUGAACGCAGGAAUGAAUGCUUUUAGCCGCGGACUGGAUUGAAAAGUGUGAUCCUAGGGUUCGGUGUGGGCGGGAGUGGGAGGGUGUCGUCUGUGCU